Messenger RNA from Zychaea mexicana, 2226 nucleotides. RefSeq lists its product as uncharacterized. The coding region runs from base 106 to 2067 and encodes 653 amino acids. Gene Ontology annotation, cellular component: nucleus. Gene Ontology annotation, molecular function: DNA-directed DNA polymerase activity; damaged DNA binding. Gene Ontology annotation, biological process: error-prone translesion synthesis. The record is from RefSeq and is a predicted model, not a curated record. NCBI's taxonomy places the organism in Eukaryota, Fungi, Mucoromycota, Mucoromycetes, Mucorales, Lichtheimiaceae. The transcript has 13 exons.
CUGCAUUUCAUAUGCUGCGGAUGAUCACUCGCACACAGUCUCUGUUCUUUUCUUUAACCUUCUCACAGCUUAUUCUCGUUAAUCGUUCAACGAUCAUAGAGUCCAAUGUCUGGUUAUUUUGAAGACGACGAUGGAAUAUAUGAUGAAGACGACCUUCUAUUACAGAAUGAGUUAUCGCAACCAGACGAAUUCGACGACGAUCUAACGAUCGAUGAGCUUUUGGAAUCGUUGGAAGCCUCUUCUUCGACUAGCGCGAUCCGCAAAACUAGCAACAACGAUAUUGAACGAUCUGAAGAAGCUGCUGCACAAAACGAUGGUCAACAAUCAAGUCAAACUUUGCGCUCACGAUUAGCAGGACUUGCUGCCACGAAGGCGGGUAUGGAAUCAAUCGAUAAAGACAGAGUGAAUCAAAUCAUUUAUGAAGCCUCCAAGGGUUCAGCAUUUUUUGAAAAUGAGCGUCGUAAAGAUCAAGCCUUGACAGAACGUAUUGAUGCCAUGUUGGCUAAAUAUGAGACAAUUCGAAACCUUGAUUUAUCACACGAAGAAAAAGUCGUCGAUAACAUGAUACGCGAAUUGGAAAAUGAGCGAGAUCUGACCCAAUAUAUCUGCCAUGUCGAUAUGGAUGCCUUUUAUGCUUCUGUCGAAGAACUGGACCAACCUGAAUUGAAAACAGUGCCCAUGGCUGUUGGUGGUAUGGCCAUGCUCAGUACAAGCAAUUAUGAGGCUCGCAAAUUCGGUGUACGCAGUGCUAUGCCUGGAUUUAUUGCUCUCAAAUUGUGUCCGCACCUCAAGAUUGUCAAACCUCAUUACGACUGGUAUCGUACUGCCUCGAACAAGGUUCGGGAUGUAUUUAUGAAAUAUGAUCCUAACUUUUCACCCAUGAGUCUCGAUGAGGCCUAUUUGAACCUUACCAAUUAUAUGAACGAACAUAAUAUGACAGCAUCCGCAGUUGUACAGCAAAUCCGAGAUGAGAUAUCUCAAAAUACCCAACUGACAGCUAGUGCAGGUGUUGCAGCAAAUAAAAUGCUCUCGAAAAUUUGCAGUGACAUCAACAAACCUAAUGGCCAGUUUGAUCUUCCUAAUGAUCGUGAAGCCAUCCAUGACUUUAUUCAAAAGAUGCGUAUUCGCAAGAUUCCUGGUAUUGGACGGGUCACUGAGCGUGUUCUUGCUGCGCUGGGAGUUGAAACAUGUGGUGAUGUUUAUAGACGGCGAGCUGUUUUAUAUAGACUUUUGAGCCCAAUUAGUUUUAAAAGCAUUUUACAGUCGUUCCUUGGCAUGGGCUCCACUACUGUCAAAGCAUCCAGAUCUCAGAAGAGUAUGAGUGUUGAAAGAACCUUUGCCGUAAUAUCUAGCAAGCAGGCAUUAUUCGAUAAAGUAGAUGAACUCGCUGUCUUACUUGAAAAAGACUUGGCCGAGAAACGAUACAAGGGCAAAACAGUUGGUAUCAAGAUCAAAUUGACAUCAUUUGAAGUAAGAGUACGGGCGAAAACUUUGUCGUAUUCGGUAUAUCGAGCAGCAGAUAUUGCACGUGUUGCCAAAGAGUUAGUUGCUAAAGAAAUGCCGGUCAGUCUGCGAUUGAUGGGGGUAAAACUGUCGUCACUGGAGAGUACAAAUGAUACUACAACUGUCAAAAAGUUCUUUUCGCGAGUGGACCAAACGGCAGAGCAGGUUCCAGCAAAACGGGCUGCAUCGGCUCCCCCAGCAGAUGAUUAUGACGGUGAUGGUGAUGAUGAUAACCGGCAUUCAGGUAUCAAUGAAGACGGCAGCGACGACGACCGAGAACCGAAAAGGCAGAAGCAUGAAGGUGGGGAUGUACAAGAAGAACAGCAGGAAGAACAGGAUUAUAUCGAACCCGCGGCAUGUCCAAUUUGCAACCAAUUUUUGCACUUGGACAAUAUUGCUUUCAACCAACAUGUGGACGAGUGUUUGAGUAGAGCUGAAGUCAAAGCGAUUUUGCAGGCAGAAUCACAAAGACGGAAACACGAGGCGCGUGAGGAAGCAGAACGAUUACGAGAAAAAGGGAAUGGAAAGUCAUUACUCGAUUACUAUUCCCGUCCUUCCGCAUGAUAUGCAGUAGUACAAUAGAUCAUCCCUCUUCAUCACCAUGACCGUUCCCCACCACCCGUCAUCCUUGUUGUUCUUAUCCAUUACCGGCAUCAUCAUCCCACCUCUUCCUCCGCUUUUAGUGUAUAUUUUUUUUGCCCGCCAGCAGUAACAGCAGCAAAC